ACGGACAGUGGAGGGUGGGGGUGCAGAUUUCUGGAGGAUUCUGCAGCAAUCAUCUGAGAACACCCCGGUUUAUUUGUGGGGGCUGUUUUUGCCUCACAGAUAGCCUCUUAGCCUGGAUGUGAGAACGGGAAGCUUUCGGGAUCCAACGACUGGAAUAAACUGACACCAGCACGUCUCUGCAAAUAUGUCGAAAAGACCAUCCUACGCCCCCCCACCUCCCCCUGCCCCGACAACUCAAAUUUCCAGCAGUGCCGGGUUUGUGGGCUACAACCCGUACAGCCACCUGGCCUACAACAACUACAGGCUGGGGGGCAGCCAGAGCACCAACAGCAGGGUGACGAACUCCUCUGGAAUAAACAUCCCGAAGCCUCCCAAACCCCCCGACAAGCCCCUGAUGCCGUACAUGAGAUACAGUCGAAAGGUUUGGGAUCAAGUAAAAGCCUCCAAUCCUGAUCUGAAGCUUUGGGAAAUUGGGAAGAUAAUCGGUGGCAUGUGGAGGGACCUCACUGAUGAGGAGAAACAGGAUUAUUUGAAUGACUACGAAGCAGAGAAGAUCGAGUACAACGAGAGCAUGAAGGCCUACCACAACUCGCCCGCCUACCUGGCCUACGUCAACGCCAAGAGCCGGGCCGAGGCGGCGCUGGAGGAGGAGAGCCGGCAGAGGCAGUCCCGCCUGGACAAGGGCGAGCCCUACAUGAGCAUCCAGCCAGCCGAGGAUCCAGACGCAUCUUCUCAGAUCUCUUUCCUGUCCUCAGAGUUCGACGACGGUUUUUCAGUGAAACAUUCGGCCGCUUCUCGUUUCCAGAGGAACCACCGUCUGAUCAGUGAGAUCCUGAGCGAGAGCGUGGUCCCGGACGUGCGCUCCGUCGUCACCACGGCCCGCAUGCAGGUCCUGAARCGCCAGGUCCAGUCCCUCAUGGUGCACCAGAGAAAACUAGAGGCGGAGCUGCUGCAGAUCGAAGACCGGCACCAGGACAAGAAGAGAAAGUUCAUCGAAGCCACAGAGUCCUUCAACAGCGAGCUCAAACGGCUGUGCUGCAUGAAGGUGGAGGUGGACAUGGAGAAGAUUUCUGCAGAGAUCAACGCAGCUGAAGAGGCGGCGCGUAAACGGAUGGCCGAGCGGGACAAGGACUCGGGGGACCGAGGAGCUAAAGAUGCGCCGGCGUGCGUCCUGGCCGAGGAGGACAAACACGUUUGUUCCACGCACGGCAAGAAGUCUCAGCCGAACCCUCAGAACGAAAGCAGCAACAAGGAGGGAGAAGACGCCGGGUYGAACAGUGCCGACACUCCAGGGAAGCUGAAGGCCUCCGAGGAGCUCGAUGUUCAUCCAGGAAGUGACGAGGCGGCGUCCGAGGACAAGGAGAGCGUCCCGGAGGGGGUCCUGGAGGAGGGAACCAGUGACAGCAACACGGGCUCAGAGACCACCUCGGCUCAGACUGAGGACCCUGGUCCCGGUGAGCCGGCUGAGGGUCCCAGCAGGACCCGGGCGGCCCACUGAGACCGGCAGCAGACUCUGAACCAGCCGCGGGGCCCGUCCUUUCAGAAACCGCACAAUGUGACGUCUGUCUGUCCUAGCUCUUGAUAAACAAAAACAACAUGUCUGCACUCACAGCCGACGCCGCGGUUAGCUCGRUCAGCAUCAUCGGCUGCUAAAACAAGCCGCAGAAACCUGCAACGGUGUUUUCUGCCAGUAAAAUCGACACUUUAAUCUGGGCUUUAACGCUUUAAUGAUAACUUUAGAAUGAUACUUUCUCCUCUUUUUGUUUGUUUCCUGACUCGCUGUGUUAAGCCCCGCCCCCCAUGUGAAGCACCAAGUUUCAGAAGAGCUGGCCCUUCUUCAGCACAUGUUGAUACAUAUCUUAAAACAAAAAUACUAGGUGUUAUAUUUCAGUGUGUGGUCGUCCUGCUGUUGCUUCGGUUGUUUUGCAUGCUGUAGUUUUUGUUUUUGAAACGAGCUGGAGUUUUUUUUUUGUGUACUCUCUGUAUCAGUAUUACAGUGGCAGUAUUGUCUCAGGAGUAUGUAGUCGUUAAGUAGUACUUAAUCUUUAUUUAUUAUCAGCGUUUUGAAUAUUGUUGGUGUACCGGGUGCUGCGGGCCCGGCCCAUCUUUCAGUGUGAAUCAUCGAUGCUGUAAAAUACUUGACUACCAGUGUUCUGAAGUUUUACUGGCUGCCAAUCAAA
Molecule: messenger RNA, 2180 nt
Organism: Austrofundulus limnaeus
Lineage: Eukaryota; Metazoa; Chordata; Actinopteri; Cyprinodontiformes; Rivulidae
Product: SWI/SNF-related matrix-associated actin-dependent regulator of chromatin subfamily E member 1
Exons: 11
Coding region: 185-1498 (437 amino acids)
Biological process (GO): negative regulation of DNA-templated transcription
Cellular component (GO): SWI/SNF complex
Molecular function (GO): nuclear receptor binding; nucleosomal DNA binding
Source: RefSeq, a predicted model, not a curated record